AUGGGUUCGAUUGUCCUCCCUCACCUGCAAACAGCCUGGCAUGUGGACCAGGCUAUACUCUCUGAGGAAGAACGCCUGGUAGUGAUCCGAUUCGGGCGAGAUCAUGAUCCCGACUGUAUCCGCCAAGAUGAGCUCCUCUACAAAAUCGCCGAGCGGGUAAAGAACUUCGCUGUCAUUUACCUAUGCGACCUUGACCAAGUCUCGGACUUCAACCAAAUGUACGAGCUUUAUGACCGGAUGACGAUCAUGUUCUUUUACCGCAACAAGCACAUGAUGUGCGAUUUCGGCACAGGAAACAACAACAAGUUGAACUGGGUGCUGGAGGACAAGCAGGAGUUGAUCGACAUCAUCGAGACGAUAUACAAGGGCGCCAAGAAGGGCCGUGGUCUAGUGGUCAGCCCCAAAGAUUACUCGACCAGAUACCGAUACUAA
Molecule: messenger RNA, 432 nt
Organism: Penicillium psychrosexuale
Lineage: Eukaryota; Fungi; Ascomycota; Eurotiomycetes; Eurotiales; Aspergillaceae
Product: DIM1 family thioredoxin-like protein
Exons: 4
Coding region: 1-432 (143 amino acids)
Biological process (GO): mRNA splicing, via spliceosome
Cellular component (GO): U5 snRNP; spliceosomal complex; U4/U6 x U5 tri-snRNP complex
Source: RefSeq, a predicted model, not a curated record